AUUGCAUGCGCAUGCGCGAAAAUACACCGCAUAUAUGUGGUGUGGCCUGGUUGCGUAGUUCGAGAUGGCUGCGAAAGGGACGAGCGAGGGUUUAUUUCAGAAAUAAUACGCUGAUUUUGGUCGUGGGUAAAUACUUGAUUGUCAAUCCUUUCUGAGAACAGGACAGAUAAUAAUUAGAGUCUGGAAAAUAUAUCAAUCAAAGAGCUUUUCCGUUUCCGUUAUUUUCACGCGCGCGCUUUAGGCAAUAGCGUCAUUUCAAACGGGCGCGCGCUUUUUUGGAAUUUGAUUUUCAAUCACAUUUUAUUGCGUUUUUAUAGAAAACAAAUCCCAAGCAGUUUGCUUAUAUUCCUUCACAUGUACAAAACAUUCUGUUCAACUUAGCGAUGAUCGAUUUUCGGAGCUCUGCACUCGACAAGGUCUAGCGGGAAUCGACCCUCCUUAGGCACGUCCGUUAUUGCGCGCGCGCUAUCGUAUUUCAACUUUUGCCGUGAAGAUCGCUGAUUGGUACAUGUUCGCGCAUGCGCAUGCAAUAAAUACUGGACCCUCUUUCACGCGAGCCAAAAUGUCGAGCGCAAAGAGUCCCAGGUCUGGACUACCUAAAGGUAGUGUGUAAUUAGUGUUGAGAAGAGGAAAGUUGGUUUGUAUGAGUAAAAAAGUUAAACGUAUUCGCGCGACCAGAUUUCAGCCUCUUCACCAACAAAAAUGUCUUACGCUGUAAAAAUAAAAAAAAAUUAAAAAAAUCGAAAGGGAUGCGUUGAACGAGUUCGAGGGAAAAAAGUAAAAACGGUCUUUGACAGUGUGAGUAGCAAUUACCGCUAAUUGUGAUGGCCUAAUUUUUUUUAGCGUGCUAUUAAUUAUUGAUGACGUAUUAGAAUGCGCCUAAUUCACACCUGGCUGAUAAACUGACGAUCGCUCUGAUCAAGAUAAAGAUUCUUGCAAACCCACAUCAUCAAAAUCAAGCUGCUUUUAAAGCCAAGAUACAAGUUAAAAGGAGAGUUUAAACCUGGAUCAGAGAUACAUUUUGUCGUCAUGGAAGCGCAGAUGUGCUUUACAGAAGAAGUGACAAUCAACACUGAGGUGACAAGGAGGACCCGACAGCACUGCAUUUUGCCCGAAUUUCAUUUACAAUUUCACCUAGUAGCAAAUAUGUCACGUCACUUUAACAAACAUGAAAAAGGCGACCAGAAUCCUAUGGCGACGGAAUUAGACGAAAAAGCAAUAUCCUCCCGGACAACAUCAGCCAACCGGACAAGACGGCCGGACAGUUACCGUUCAAAAAACUCUGAAAAUACGGACAGUCAUCGGUCAAGAAAGUCGGAAAGUCAUCAGUCAAGAAAGCCGGACAGCCAUCGAUCUUGUAUUUCAGACAGCUAUCGGUCUGAGAUGUCAGGGAGUUUAACAUCUAGAAAAUCAAACAGCUACCGGUCCGGAAUGUCGGACAGCGAUCGUUUCAAAGAGGUGCCAAGCAGGAGUCCUGUGUCUAGAGGGUACCCAAGGGAAUGCACAGAUUUGAGUGAGUUUACCAAUGACAACAAGGCAGUGCGCAUGCGUACGGCCCACUUGCGUUGGCUCCAGGACAAUAACGUGUACAUGAACAACAGCAUGAAGGCCUGGCAGCGCAGCCUACGGGAACACCGGCCUAGCAACAGCGCGCGGUACCCCAUCCGGAUGACCACGCCCAAGCUGCCAAUCGACCCGGAGUGGGACUUCAACGACUUCCGAGUACAUAUUUACCACAGCAGUCGUGAUGGGUUAUGGGUAAAGGAGUGGUUACUAGGCAUGCUGUCUGUUCGUCGGUUCCAGGUCACCACGAACAGACAACCGUGUGAAGACUGUGACCGAGUCAUCGUAGUACUCAGUGCCAGGCUUCUGCGGACACGGUUGGCCGAGGAAGCCUUGGAAUCCAUGAAGGGACGUCUCGCCUUGGUGGUCCGAUUAGAUGAGUGCGAGGGCGAAAGAGCGCAAGCAAUCGAGAACAUGUGCCACUCCUGGCUCGACCUGACGUUCUUCGACAUGUCUGACAGCACUUGUCAAUAUCAGAUGAUGUCACGCCUACUCAAGGAGCUCGACUUGCCUGUAUCCGUCUGUUCUGCAUGACGUCACGAUCUGUUGCCAUCGCAACAAAAUUGUGUGCUAUGUUGACAUCACUAUUCUCACGUUAUCAUGUUGAAAAGGGCGAACAAAAUGAAUGUUAUGUGAAGAUAGUCCCAUGUGUGUUUAUUAUUAUGACGUCAUCAAAUGUUGAGAUGCUUAGAAGUGUUGCCAUGGUGAAGAUGUGCACCACAGUGACGUCACAAAGUGUUGGGCGGGUGGGAAAAGUUUGACGUCAUAUUGUCUCUGCAUGAACAUUUAAUAAAACGUGACCUCAUAAGAUGUUGCUAUAUGGGAGGUGCGGCUGUGUAGUACACGGUAGCUAACACAGAUAAACUCUUUUUGACGCCAUGAUCCGAUGAUAAGCAUGCAGAAUUUUGAUAAUCCUUCCUACACAGCACUAUUUUUACCUUAUCAAAUAAUAAUGAAUGUAUAAUAAAUUGUGCAUCAGUUGCGUCACGUAACAGUUAAAGGUGCCAUGUGAGAAAUAAAUUUGGUUUUCUUGA
This is a messenger RNA of Nematostella vectensis (starlet sea anemone), 2597 nucleotides long. RefSeq lists its product as uncharacterized. Bases 1030 to 2097 code for a protein of 355 amino acids. NCBI's taxonomy places the organism in Eukaryota, Metazoa, Cnidaria, Anthozoa, Actiniaria, Edwardsiidae. The transcript has 6 exons. The record is from RefSeq and is a predicted model, not a curated record.